AGGGAAAAGGUGUGUCCACAGCCACUCAGUCAGAGAGAGUGACACAAGCCCUAUUAGGAAAUCCCUGGAGGACGGGGGUAUAAAUCCCGGCCUGGACUGCCGAGUUUCCACUGAAGGUAAAAGUUGGGCCUGGCAGCCUUCCCCAGGCGAGAAGCAACAAGGUCGAAGAAUGCAGGGCUGCAGGUGACCCUGACCUUCUUGGGCUUCAGUGUCUCUGUCAAAAACGGGCUGGAUCAGAGGAUUUCUGAGGAUCUUCUAUGAUUCGAAGUGACAGGCUGCGGAGUGCUGGACCUGAGAGCUCCACCUCCUGUGUCCUCCAGAAGUUGCCAGAAAAAAUGUUCAUCUUUUACAUGUUGGUAAUGAGCGUUUCAGCCUUCACCAUUCCGCCUGAGGAACACACAGUGGCUGCCGAAAACUGCAAAUUUCUUGGCAAGCAUUUCAAAACCGACUUCAGGGUAGAAGGGGAGCCUGUGGUCCUGAGGUGCCCCCAGGCGCAGCUCUGGUUGUGGGCGUCUGUCAGCCCCUAUGUCAACGUGACGUGGCGUAGAAACGAUUCUACUGGAAAGGUCCCCGGGGAAGAAGAGACGCGAAUGUGGAUCCAGGAUGGUGCUCUCUGGAUCUUGCCAGCCUUGCAGGAGGACUCAGGCACCUACAUCUGCACUAUCAGAAAUGCCUCUUACUGUGAUGAAAUGUCCGUUGAGCUCAGGGUUUUUGAGAAGACAGAAGCUUCCCUGCCUUUCAUAUCGUACCCGCAAAUUCUAACCUUGUCAACCUCUGGGUCCUUAGUUUGCCCUGAGCUGAGUGAAUUCACCCAUAACAAAAUGGACGUGAAGAUUCAGUGGUACAAGGAUUCUGUCCUUUUGGAUCAAGACAACGAGAAGUUUCUAAGUGUGAGGGGAACCUCUCGCUUAAUCAUCCAGAAUGUGUCUGUGGAGGAUGCGGGUUAUUACACUUGUGCCAUGACAUUCACCCAUGAAGGCAUGCCGUACAACGUGACUAGGAAUAUUGAACUACGUGUCAACAAAAAAGAAGAGGAGACAAUUCCUGUAAUUAUCUCCCCCCACCAGACCAUAUUAGCUUCACUGGGAUCAAGAUUGACAAUCCCGUGUAAGGUGUUUCUGGGAGCCGGGACACAGUCGACCACCAUGCUCUGGUGGAUGGCCAACAACACCAGAAUAGAGAAUGCCUACCAGGGAGGCCGUGUGACCGAGGGGCAGCGCCAGGAAUACUCAGAGAACAAUGAGAACUACAUUGAAGUGCCACUGGUUUUUGAUCCAGUCAUAAGAGAGGAUUUGAACACGGAUUUUAAAUGCCUUGUCCGUAACACACUGAGUUUUCAGACGCUCCGUACCACGGUCAAAGAAGGUACAGCGGAUGUCUCCAGAAUUUGGGGGAGCUGCGAUCAGGCAAAGCCCGGGGAGUCUGCACACCUGUCACCUUGCAGGAUUAACCAUGAGCUGGAGGUCUGGCACUGGGCACCAGGUAGAAGGCAAGCAUGUGGGAAGAUAGAAAAGCUCUAGAGGCAGAGUGCUCUGGCAGGUGAGCAAGAUCCAGGUUUGGGUCUGAGCUUUGUCACCAGGCAUGCCUGUGUGACCUUGGACACAUCACUUGCCCUCUCUGGGCCUCUGUUUUCCCCUGUGUAAAAUAAGUGUCCCUAAGUGACCCGUGAGUUCCUUGCAGAGCCAGCAGUGGAAUCUGAGGACUGUUGUCAUGGGCCAAGCGUCAUCCCAGGGGCCCAAGUAUCACAGCACCGCGGAGGAUGAUCACGUGGCCUUGGCUCUAUUCUGACAUGCAGAGGUGAGGAUGGCCAUGAUUUGGGGCUGAUACACUUGCUGAAGGGAUUUUCCUCAUCAUUUCCAAAUGAACCCCAGAGUGAAUGGGGCUGGGGACGCCCCACUAGGGUCUCUGAUUCCAGUUCUUUCACUGAACAGCUCUCGGAUCUUGGACACAGAGCUCUUACAUUCACCCUCAGGGGUUUCGCUAGCAGAAUAUGUCUUUUGCUAGGUCAGAGUUUGGACUGUGCCUGCGGCAGCAGCUGCCUGGCGGGGUCGUUCACACUGCGACGGUGGGAACAUCUCAUGGAUUCCAGGGUGAACGAGGAAUGGCCUAAGAAUCCUGGCCCAUGAUCAACAGCAGACUGGAACUCCAAGCCGUGGUUUAAAGGGCAUUUUAUUAAUAACACAUCCUAGUGAGUGCAAAGCAGCAAAUCGAUUUUCCAGAAAACACUUGACUUUAAUUUCUUGGAAGUGUUUUUAUAGCUUCACAGCUAUAAACAUUUUUCUCUUGGAUUGAAAGACUGAAGUGGGCCCACUGAGCGUUCUGUGUUUUGGAAGUGUUUCCCUUGGAUGGCAUUCAAAGCAGCAAAAUCCUCUUAUACAUCCCAAUUUGGAAAGCCCCCAUUUUGACUAUAAUUGACCAAGGAUUAAAUUCACAUUUGUAUUAAA
Molecule: messenger RNA, 2444 nt
Organism: Callorhinus ursinus (northern fur seal)
Lineage: Eukaryota; Metazoa; Chordata; Mammalia; Carnivora; Otariidae
Source: RefSeq, a predicted model, not a curated record